CAAUUCUUCAUAAUAUAAAAAGGUAGACAUUGAUCGAUUAUAACAGUACAUUAAUCGUGUCCAAACUGUAAAGAUCACAAAGAUGUUCAGUAAAAUUGUCUUCCUCUGCUUAGUAGCUUACGCUACCGCAGUUUUCGAACCUGUUGCUCAAUCAUACUCAACCCAAACAAAGCAUACCACCCUUCAUGGUGUUGGUGCUCUUGUUAGUCACGUUGCUCCAGUAGCUGCAGUACAUGCUCCAGCCAGUUCAUACUCCACAGUAUCUUUUGGACAAACUUCUGUACACGCUGCUCCAUCUGUUGCUUAUUCUGCUCCAAUUUACCAUGCCGCUCAAAUCUAUCAUGCUGCUCCUGUAGUACACUCUGCACCAGUUUACCAUGUUGCCCCUAUAGCACACUCCGCUCCAGUUGUUCAUGUUGUGAAACAAGACGAAGAACAUAAUGCUCCUGCUUACUACCAAUACAAAUAUGGAGUUGAGGACCACCACACCGGUGACAUCAAAUCCCAAGAAGAAUCUCGUGAUGGUGAUGUAGUCAAGGGUUCUUACUCCCUUCAUGAAGCUGAUGGUACCAUCAGAACUGUCAAAUACACUGCUGAUAAAAAUGGAUUCAAUGCUGAUGUACAGAAAUCUGGACAUGCUGUUGUAAGCCAUGUAGCUCCAACUCACGCUAUUCUCACAUCGUUGUACCACCAUUAAUUUGUCUUGUUCAAUUAACUGUUAAUUAGUUUUUAGUGUUUGUUUCUUCUGUUUUGUAUAUAAUAAAACAUUAUCUU
Harmonia axyridis is the source of this 774-nucleotide messenger RNA. RefSeq names its product cuticle protein 8-like. NCBI's taxonomy places the organism in Eukaryota, Metazoa, Arthropoda, Insecta, Coleoptera, Coccinellidae. The record is from RefSeq and is a predicted model, not a curated record. The transcript is spliced from 3 exons. Gene Ontology annotation, cellular component: extracellular matrix. The coding region runs from base 83 to 697 and encodes 204 amino acids.